Molecule: messenger RNA, 876 nt
Organism: Naegleria lovaniensis
Lineage: Eukaryota; Heterolobosea; Eutetramitea; Acrasida; Naegleriidae
Exons: 1
Coding region: 1-876 (291 amino acids)
Biological process (GO): iron-sulfur cluster assembly
Cellular component (GO): mitochondrion
Molecular function (GO): iron ion binding; iron-sulfur cluster binding
Source: RefSeq, a predicted model, not a curated record
AUGUUCAGAUCAUCCGCCUUGUCAAUUCACAAAAUUAUUGCCAACACCGUUUCUAAAUUAAAUUUACACAAUCAUUAUCAACAAACAGCUAAUCGAUUAGCGUCAUCUUUGAACAAUAAUUAUCAUCAUCACAAAAGCAACCACCAAUUGUUUUUAUUAAACUCAACAUCAUCAUGCUUAUUUUCUGUAACACAAAGGAAUAUUUUCAUACGAUCGAGCGAGACGCCCAAUCCCGCAAGUAUGAAAUUCUUUCCCACUGAAUUUAAAGUUUUAGAUGAAAAAGAGUAUCCCGACAUUUCCAGUCUUGAAAUUUCAAACCCACUUCAAUCCUAUGUUUCACCACUCGCAAAAUUAUUAUUUAAAAUUGAUGGAGUGAAGGGAGUGUUUUUGAGUCGUGACUUUGUAACAGUGACCAUUGAUGAUCCUUCCAUGUGGUCGCAGGUAAAACUAGAAGUAUUUUCAACAUUGAAUAAUUUCUUUGAGAAUGGAGGAGUUGUUUUGAAUCGAGAUGCCAAGCCAAACGAAGACACCAUGAUUCAGGAGGGUGAUGACGAAGUGGUCAUUGCAAUCAAGGAAAUUUUAGAAACUCGAAUUCGUCCCAUGGUUCAAGAAGAUGGCGGUGAUAUUGUCUUUUCUCGAUUCGAUUAUGACACUGGUACUGUCUACGUCAAGCUUCAAGGCAGUUGUGCUAGUUGUCCAAGCUCAACAGAAACACUCAAGAAUGGUAUUGAAAACAUGCUCAUGCAUUACGUGGCAGAAGUUGAACGUGUCGAGCAAGAGUUGGACCCACUGGAAGCUGUCAGUGAAGAGCAGCUUAAAAAGACUGAGGAAAGAAUUGCAAAAGAAAAGAACAUUGUUGAUCAGUUUAUGGCGUAG